AUGGAGUGUGUAUGCGUAUCUGCUAGCGAUGGACUGUUCGGCGAGUGUGUCUCUCCAACGGAUCGGACGUUCGUGGCUGUGGAUGGAGGUGAUACUUUUACGAUUGGAAUAUUGGCUGACAGUGGGGAAGUGGUUGGAUGGGGACGAGCGUUCUACGGCGAGUUGCCAGAGGAGCUCGUGCACAUGAAGCAAUGCAAAGCAGUGGCUUGCGGCUCAAACCACGUCUUAGCUCUGACAGAUUCAGGUCACGUGGUGGCGUGGGGGUGGAACAGGUCGGGUCAAGUCGCAGCAACAGCAACAGAAAAACAAAUUGUGCGUGUUCCGAUGGCCGUGGAGUUUCCUAUUGCACCGCAACGCAAUGUGCCUGUGCAGAUUGUCGAGGUAGCUGCUGGAGGGAUGCACUCGAUGGCACUUGACACCUGUGGCCGAGUCUGGGCGUGGGGAUGCAAUGUGUAUGGACAAUCGGGAACUGGCUCAGAUAUGAAGAAAGUGGACGUGCUAUCACAUGUUGCACUGCCAUCCGAAGUCCAUGUCAAACAUAUUGCAGCAGGGUGGGCCCACAGUGCGCUAAUCUCUACGACAGGCGAGGUGUUCACUUUCGGUUGGGGGCUGUACAACCAGCUUGGCCACGGCUCCCCUCAAAACGAGCUUCGUCCUGUUAUCGUUGAUGCUCUUCGAGGACUUGACAGUGACGUCGUGCAGGUUGCGUGCGGCAAUUGGCACACAGCAGCACUGACAGCGUCCGGUGACCUGUACACGUGGGGCUGGGGUAAGGAUGGUCAAUUGGCUCAUGAAGCUUCAGUCUCGAUGCAAGUGAUUCCUCGGGUCGUGAGCGUAUUAUCAAGUCCAGCGGCGAGCGACGACGCCAAGGACGUGAUGGCCGUCGCGUGUGGCAACCGCUACACCUUGGCAGCGUGUCGAGACGGUUCCGUCCAGUGGUGGGGCCAAAAGCCAGCAGGAUUUGAGUUACACGGUAUUGUGACCUGUCCGGAAUCACCACAACAUACAGAGUGGCUACCUCAGAACGGACGUCAUGUGCGCAAGCUCGCAGCUGGCAACUCGCACGCUCUUAUACUGCUAGAAAAAGAGCACGAACAAGAAAUAUUGAAGGCACAAAGUAACAAUGCGCAACCACGGCAUGUUGUUUCACGUUGA
Messenger RNA from Peronospora farinosa, 1155 nucleotides. The record is from the annotation of a GenBank genome assembly. Lineage: Eukaryota; Oomycota; Peronosporomycetes; Peronosporales; Peronosporaceae.